Neolamprologus brichardi is the source of this 3552-nucleotide messenger RNA. The record is from RefSeq and is a predicted model, not a curated record. Lineage: Eukaryota; Metazoa; Chordata; Actinopteri; Cichliformes; Cichlidae.
GACACAACGCAGGCACUCUGUGGGCCCAACGGGGACGCAAUCUACAGACUUCAAAAAUGAUCAUCAAAAAUCGCAUCCUAAUAACUGUUUUUGUUUUUUCCUUUAUUUCUGGGAUCGAUAACAAAGAUGCUUUCCAGGGGUUUACAUCAAAGCUUUCCAAGUAUUCCAUUGUAAAUCCUCAAGUGAUUCAUAGAGGGUCUAGGAGCAUCAACAGACAACAUCAUUUAAAAGAUAAAUAUGGAGAUGAGACAGUGUCAUAUGCAGUCAACAUAAACAACCAAAAGCAUGUCAUUCAUCUAAGAAAGAACAGAGACUUCUUACACCCAAAUUUUGUUCAAUAUUCACGUGACGCUGCCGGGAACUACGACACAUCGUAUCCGAAACAACAUGUACAUUGUUAUUACCACGGGGAGGUGGAAGGCUAUAAGGAUUCAAUGGUAGCGCUGAGCAUGUGCUCUGGUCUCAGGGGUGUGAUCUUCUUUGAAAAUAAGGCCUUUGGCCUGGAGCCUGUGUCACAGUCCACCACCAAUGACCACCUUCUCUACCUUUUGGAGGACGUUCAGACCGAGCCCAUCACCUGUGGAGUCGUUACUGAGGCUACUUCAGUGCCGAGCCACGAACCCUUUGAGCCUGGCCAAUCCCUGACUUCUCUGCUGCGGAGAAAACGCAAUUUACCACAGACCAGUUAUGUGGAGUUGGUGCUGGUUGUGGAUAAUCUCAGGUAUACUUUUAAGAAAAACAAUGCAACAGCGGUGAGAGAGGAGAUGGUGCAAAUGGCUAAUCUACUAGACGGGACAGUCUGCUCUGCCUCAAGUUCUGGAGGAAUCAAUGUGUUUAGCGGCAACAAUUUGGCUUUUGUCUCCACUGUGGUGGCUCAUGAGAUGGGUCAUAACCUGGGCAUGAAUCAUGACGCUGUGAACUGCGCCUGUAAUGGAAAAAGCUGCAUCAUGUCAGGAGGUGCCAGUGGUGUCACACAUUUUAGCCAGUGCAGUGCAGCAGAUUUUGAAGCACUGAUUUUAAGAGGAGGAGGCCUGUGUCUGAGAAAUCAGCCCGCUGCAUCAAAUGUGAUUAGCAAUCCCGAGUGUGGCAAUGGCCUACUGGAACAAGGGGAGCAGUGUGAUUGUGGCAAACCACAGGAAUGUACGAAUAAGUGCUGCAAUGCUGCCACAUGUACAUUUACCCGCGGAUCUGCAUGCGCUCACGGAGCAUGUUGUGAAAACUGUCAGCUCAAAGUUGCAGGAACGACAUGCAGAGAUUCUGUCAAUACCUGUGAUCUUCCUGAAUAUUGUAAUGGAAGAAAUGAAUCCUGUCCGAAUGACUUUUAUCUCAUGGAUGGUCUGCCCUGUCAAAACAAUGCUGCGUAUUGCUAUGAAGGACGCUGCCAGACAUAUGAUUAUCAGUGCGGACAUCUGUUUGCACCAGAUAAUGCAAUAAAAGCAGCAGAUAUUUGUUUCCAAGAUGCAAAUAUUCAGGGAGAUCGGUUUGGUAACUGUGGAAGGAGCAGCAAAGGAGACUACAUCAAAUGUACUGUAGCAAAUUCCAUGUGUGGAAAGGUGCAGUGCACCAACGUGAAUGUGAUUAACCCUCCUCUCGGUGCCACAAUCACUAUUAAAAUAGUUGCUGGGAAGACUUGUGUUAAUGCUGACUUCGACCUUGGCACAGAUGUGCUGGACCCAGCUUAUGUUAACCCUGGCAGCCCCUGUGCUACAGGAAAGACCUGUGUGAACUUUCAGUGUGUGAAUGCCUCUGCUCUCCUGCCCAACUUGAUCUGUGAUGCAAAAACCACCUGUAAUGGCCAAGGGGUUUGUAACAACCUAGGUCACUGCCACUGUGAAAAUGGCUGGGGCCCACCCUACUGUGACAGGUCAGGGUGGGGUGGCAGCAUAGACAGCGGCCCUGCUCAAAUAGACUACUCCCUCAGAAACGGCCUGCUGAUCUUCUUCCUCUUGGUGGUUCCUCUUCUGGUUCUUCUCAUUUUGGUGCUCCUUUACGUCUUUAGGAGAGAGUCCUUAGAGCCUUGCCUCAAAAGGUUACGUAAGACUCAGACCAAAAACACAAAUGCAGGCUCAAACAGCAAUGCUCAGACGGGUGCCAGAACCAUACCUCCACCUGAGCGUCCCACCAACCGGUACACUCCCUACUACUCCCUCAGAAACGGCCUGCUGAUCUUCUUCCUCUUGGUGGUUCCUCUUCUGGUUCUUCUCAUUUUGGUGCUCCUUUACGUCUUUAGGAGAGAGUCCUUAGAGCCUUGCCUCAAAAGGUUACGUAAGACUCAGACCAAAAACACAAAUGCAGGCUCAAACAGCAAUGCUCAGAGGGGUGCCAGAACCAUACCUCCACCUGAGCGUCCCACCAACCGGCCUGCAUUUCCAGCAGCUGCCUCAACUCCAGUUUCUGGUUUCAGGUACGGAGAAACGAACUACUGGGAUGAUGAAAACAGUCAUGACCCCCCUCAACAACCACCUCCUGUACAAGGCCCUGGAGUACCCAGACCAAUCCAACCGAAACAGCUACCAAGCUAGUUGCUUUCAUACAGUAUCAUUUAAAUUAUUUUCUGAAGUUAUGAAUUUGCUACAGAUCAAAACUGUAUGAAGAGACUAUUUUAAAAUACUGUGAUAAUUAAAGGCAUGCUGUUUGUAAGAUUGACUGUUAUUAUGUGGUGGUGGAUGAGGCUGGUAAAUGUUUACUGAAAUGACUGUUUUAUUAGGUCUUUUUACUAUUUGGGGAUACAUGCAAAUAAAAUUCAAAAAGAGUUUUAUAUUUUACAUCAUCAUGCUUUUUAAAAAAUAAAUAUUAUUGAUGUUUCUUGCAGUUAAAUGCAAUUGUUAUAAUGUGUGCAAUGUAAUAAUGAAGGGUAUCAAAAAUGGACUUUGAUUGUUUCAUUGUAACUGAGUAAAAAAUUCUUGUGGCUUUUAAAUUAUUUCUACACUAAGAAUAGAAACAGAAACACUGUGUGUAGAAUCAUAGAGAGUCAAAAUGGCAAAAAAAAAAUAAAAUGUAAAACUAAAUAAAGCUUCAGCAUCCAGCCCAUUUUGGCCACUUAAGAUAUGUUGAUAGAACUGCAAUUUAUUUAUUUAGAAAUUUUUGUUGCCCUCAAUACUAUGCCUCUUUUUUACUUUUUUGUUUGUUUGUUUUUUUAAAUAAAGGGUAUAUAAGUGGCUUUGCCAAUAACAACUUCUUGAGGCUUCUACCUUGUGACAGGAAUGUGACUCAAAACUGACUUGAAAUCAUUUAAUCACAUCAUAGAUAUUUUUGACAUAUUUUGAAAGAUUAUAGAUAGAUAGAAUAUUAUUUCGAAUAUGCAAAUAUAAUUGAAAUAACGAGAGAAAAAACAAAACUUAAAAAUCAUCAAGUUUUCAUGUAUAUAUCUAUGUCUACAUAAUGUGUGUGCUUGAAAAGGAGUAGGAUGAAGUUUACACUUUUCCUGUUCCUACCCCCUUAUUUCAAAUUUCAUUGCUAACAAAUCCAUCUCCAGAAGUCAACAUUAUUUGAUCCAUAUAUGUUUAACUAUGUACAAGUCUAACACAUUGAACAUACACAAAUAAAACCAUU